Messenger RNA from Diabrotica virgifera virgifera (western corn rootworm), 2551 nucleotides. Its product is annotated as putative zinc finger protein 66. NCBI's taxonomy places the organism in Eukaryota, Metazoa, Arthropoda, Insecta, Coleoptera, Chrysomelidae. The record is from RefSeq and is a predicted model, not a curated record. Gene Ontology annotation, biological process: negative regulation of transcription by RNA polymerase II; regulation of cytokine production; regulation of immune system process. The transcript is spliced from 2 exons. Bases 141 to 1367 code for a protein of 408 amino acids.
UUGUCUUGUCUUGUUUUGGUUUUGGAAUCUAAAUUCUAAAGAUCUAACUAAAUUGUGUUUCUUUCUUUACUUGAGGAAUUGUUAAAUUGAUAUCCCAUUUUGGGUGUAAAGUAAAAUUAUAUGUAAUCAAGUGUAAUCAAAUGGACGUAGACGUAAUACAAGAAAAUUGCGAGGAGACAUGUAAAGUAGAAAUUGAGUAUAAUGACUUAACCGACUCUGCUCCUUUAGAGGGCUUUAAAUGUGAAAUUAAGGAAGAAAACAAUAGUCAACAUGGCACAUAUGAUUAUUUAGACUUAGAAGAACAUCGCAUCAAAACUAAAAUUGUAGAAAAACAUGAGAAUAAACUUAACACAUUUGAAGAAAAUCAAAGAAGUGAAAAAGAUUUUCUCCAAGACAACAAAAUGGGAAUCAUGGAGCCACUAAUUGAACAUUCAUCUCACAAAGCAAAGUAUAUGAAUCUACAUGCUAAAGAAAAAACAUUAACUAAACAUAUGGAAGUGGUAUCUGGAAAAAGACCUUACAAAUGUGAAAUUUGUUUUAAGCAGUUUACUAGAUCAAGUUCUUUGAAAACACAUUUGACAAUACACACUGGAGAAAAACCUUACAGGUGUGAAAUUUGUUUUAAGCGAUUUAAUCGAUCGAGUGAUUUGAAAACACAUAUGAGAGUACACACUGGAGAAAAACCUUACAAGUGUGAAAUUUGUUUUAAGCAGUUUACUACAUCAAGUUCUUUGAAAACACAUUUGAGAAUACACACUGGAGAGAAACCUUACAAGUCUGAGAUUUGUUUUGAGCAGUGUUCUCAGAAAAUUAACUUGGAAAAUCAUUUGAUAGUGCACACAGAAGAAAAACCUUAUAAGUGUGAAAUUUGUUUUAAGGGAUUCAUUCGAGCAAGUGAUUUUAAAAGACAUUUGAGAUUGCAUACUGGAGAAAAACCACACAAAUGUGAAAUUUGUUUUAAGCGAUUUUAUCAAUCGAGUGAUUUGAAAACACAUAUGAGAGUACACACAGGAGAAAAACCACACAAAUGUGAAAUUUGUUUUAAGCGAUUUAAUCGAUCGAGUGAUUUGAAAACACAUAUGAGAGUACACACUGGAGAAAAACCACCCAAAUGUGAAAUUUGUUUUAAGCGAUUUAAUCGAUCGAGUGAUUUGAAAACACAUAUGAGAGUACACACUGGAGAAAAACCUUACAAGUGUGAAAUUUGUUUUAAGCGAUUUAAUCGAUCGAGUGAUUUGAAAACACAUAUUAGAGUACACACUGGAGAAAAACCACACAAAUGUGAAAUUUGUUUUAAGCGAUUUAAUCAAUCAAGGGAUUUGAAAAGACAUGAGAGUACACACUGGAGAAAUGCCUUACAAGUGUGAAACCUGUUUUAAGCAGUUUUCUCAGAAAAUUAACUUGGAAAAUCAUUUGAUAGUGCACACAGAAGAAAAACCUUAUACACCGAGAGAAAAAAAUUCUUGACGUAAAGAAACUUUAUUAAUAUUUAAGAAAGAUCGACUUGGCAUAUUGCCUAAGAAAUAUAUCUUUGUAUGUAAGAUAUAAUUUUCUAAAAUAUUUCAAAUAAAUUUUAAUUAACCCAAAGAAAUAUAUCUUAAACAUGGUUGAACUAUCACUUUCUUGCAAACUGCAAAUCCGUUUGUCAGAAAGAAAUUAUACUUGUCAUAAGAAUAUAUUUUCUUGGCAUUACAAAACUCUUCUUUCUGAGAAAUAAUAUUUCUUAGUAAGGAAUAUUGUUAUCUUACCAUUAUUAAUUAAUGUAUUUAAUGUUAAGAAAUAUAUUUCGCAGAAAUAAUUGUAUAUUUAGAAUUAAGUUACAUUUCUUAAAAAUAAAGUGAUAUUACAUACGGCGAAGUAAAUCAUUCUGUUAAGGUAAAAUUAUUCUUUAUUAGAUAAUAAAAAGAGGAUAUAAAACGUUAGAUAUUAAUACAUACAAAUAAUUUCUUCACUCUUAAACCACUGGCUUCUAUACAAUAAUAAAAGGAUGGAGAGGCAAAUCCAACUUCUUUAAUUUUUCCUUAUUUUUGUUAAUAGCACUUUGUAUAUCAGCAAUUACCUAAAACAAACCCGUUAUGUAGAAAGAGUAAACUUAUUUUAAAAACAAAUUUAUAAGGAUAUAAGUACAUACUUAUUUUGACAAAAGGAAAUACAAAAAAAAAACAAAUACACGGGCCCACAUAAAAACUAUUAAUUUUUUGGUAUAAGAACGGUAGGUAUCAGUAACAGUAGUUCAAACAUGGCUUUAUUUAUCCUACCAUCUUUGUUAAUUUUUUUCUUUUUGUAUAUGAAAUAUUAAUUAUUUAUCUGUAUAAUAUUAAGUCACACAAUAGACAUUGUUUAGCUAAAACAAGAAGAAAAAUACAACCAAUGUAAAACAUUUAAGCAGACAUAAUAUGUAAUUUUAUUUAUUUAUAUAAUCCAAAAGAUACAGGAAACCUAAUCAUUAAGAAAUUUUAUUACGGGAAAGUAUUAUUAGGUUACAUCUUAAGUUAUUUAAUACAUAUUAACUAAUUCACGGUUUUCGGCAAUAAAAGUUCUUAACCGUUAA